GGUGUUGGGCAGUUCUCAGAAUUCGGCUCGAUAUCACACAUCAACAUUUAGCUCCCAUAGUUCAAAGUACAUUUAUUAUCGGAGUAUGUAGAAUAUAUACAAUCUUGAGAUAUGUUGCAGAGUAGUAGCUGAACUGCGUCCCCGCCCCGACACCCUAGCCUUUUCAAUCUGUCCCCGCACUUAAAUUGCCAAACUUGGGCUGUUCGCACUCGGACCCAAACCCUGCUGCUUCGAUACGCACUUGGACCCACCACUUCCACUCUGCCGCGCCUCUACUUACAUCGCCUCUGUUCUACCGCAUCAAAUUGACUCCACGUCCUCAUUAAUCUACUCCUGAAUUUGGCUAAAGUAACUAUCCUGAGUCUUGGAGGUUCUGGCCGGACUGACUGCCUGGUGGAGAGAUCAGAUUAUUACACAGUGCAUUGAGGUAGAACAAGGUAAAGCAAUAACAGAAUGCAGAAGAAGCAAGCAGGAUGGACAAAGGAGAAUUGGUUGAUGUGAACUUGGAUUUUCCGAAGACCUUUAACAAGCUUGUUCCAGGUACAGAGCACCAGCUGCAUGAAAAACUUGUCUCUUCGGGCUCCAUUAAAUCUCUCCCAUCUUAUCUAAAACAGGAACCCUCUGUUUCUUAAUUCGGCAGUCCAGUCUAAGUGUGGAAAACUGACAGAAUAUGCUGGAUCUGAGAACAAUUGGAAAGGUGUACUUCCUCCUGCCACUUCUUCAAGCUGCAGUGUCGAAUGAGUGGAGAGCUGAAACACCAUCAGAUGUGACAGCACAGAGAGGCUUGUGUGCCCGGAUUCCAUGCCACUACCGUUAUCCAUCACGUCUGGAUGAGAAUUCAAGGACUGGUAUCUGGUAUAACAGUGAAAACCAGGAAAAUCAUCGUAUAGCCUUUCACUCCAGUGAUCACAGUCAGGAGAUGCAGAAGUUUCAGUCUCGGACCCGUCUGUCUGGAGACUUGAAAGACGGUGACUGUUCCCUGGUUAUCGACAAUAUCACUGAGGAAGAUGAAGGGCCGUACUUCUUCAGGAUUGAAUUUGAAAGGAGGAAUCGUUACAACUAUCUCCCUGUUACAUGGCUCCGUGUUUCUGAUUUCACAGAUAAACCCACGAUAUUCGCUGCAGAACUUGUUGAAGGAAAGUCUGUGAACAUAAAAUGCGUCUUCAACACAACGUGUAAUGGAACUUCACCCACCUUAACCUGGGUCACCCCCACGGAUGUACCACCAUCAGUCUCAAGCAGCGUAACUCGGUGGCACAACACUCUGACAUAUACUUCUGUCCUGACCAUGACCCCAGCGCCCAAACACCACGGGCAAAGUCUCACCUGCAGAGUCAGAUACCCAUCUGUUUCAUCGGAGCAGACCCUCACACUAACUGUGCAUUAUGCCCCACAGAAUUUCUCAAUUACUUCCAACAACAGUGUGAAUAAUUCCUGGGUAAAUAUAAAGGAAGGGAUUCCUACAUCGAUCCUCUGCGCUGUCCAGAGUUUCCCAGUGUCUAAUCUAACGUGGAGACAUCUCGGUGUCACACUGAACACAACAAGUUCCAGCAAUGAACUGCGGCUGGAGUUUCCUCAGGUGACCCCCCAGCAGGCUGGAGUCUAUCAGUGUGUGGCGGAGAAUGAACACGGGACUGCGGAGAGGGCCAUCACCCUCAGUGUGGAGUAUAAGCCUGAGAUUUCUCGGGACUCAGGAUGCACUCGGACCUCCGAUGUCAUCACAUGUGUGUGUGCGGCCAGAUCAAACCCACCCGGAGAGCUCACCUGGCACCUCCCCCUCGCCAACCUCAGCGGGAACCAGACGCACGGUCGUUUCCAGACGUGGCAGGUGGCAGACGGGCAGCUGGUGACUGGCUCGCUGACGAUGGGUGUGGGCGAGGGAGAGGGGGAUGUGACCGCCUUCUGUACUGUCCGAAACCAGCAUGGAGAGGUCAUGUUUGCAGUGUUCCUGUGGAUGACAGGUGGGGUCUCUGCUGUUUGGAUCACAGUGUUACUCACGAGCAAUGUCAUUCUCAGUAUGCUACUGGCUGGGUUCUUUAUCUCCAGGUGCAUCCAGAAACGGGAUGCACGGACCAAGGAGAGAGCGUUGGAGAUCCUGGACAGCACCGUCAGCUCCAGUCCAUACUUGACCACACCUCAGGUACAGGACACGGAGAGGCAGAGGAGGAUCCGGAUCCCAAAGGAGGUUUCACCAGUAUUGCCCGUUGGAGAGGGGAAGGAGUGUGACCCGGUAUAUGCCAACAUAUAGGAGCUGCCCGGCAGUGGGGGCCCUUUUCGCAGGGGGGAGACGGUCAUAUAUGCAGAGCUGCAUUUCCAGUCAAUCGGGCCAGCCUGAGGGUUCGCAGCGCUAGUGGGUGGGGGGAGGGGAGGUUGGGGAGAGAGGCUUCUGGUUCUCCGGGAGAUGGCCAGUGCUGGAGGGAACAUUGCAGCCAACCACACAGCAGGAUCCCACAAAGCACUGGGCCCCACAGACCCGGGUUACCACCUACGUUCUAAUCAUGUUCAUUCAUAUCAAGCGAAACUGGAGACUCGCUGAUUCAGACAAAUAAAACCUUAUUGCUAUUUGGGGGGGCAUGCAGGGUGCACAGUGAAGAGAUAACAUCACUCAGGGAAUGCCACUCGAGAGUGGGGAGAGCUGUUCAUGGGGAGUACAGUGGGACGGAUGGUGAAGAGGAUGUGCCACUGUGGUGAACUACAUAUACCUGUCUGGACACGCCCCCCGCUGACUGCUCCUGUGGCUCCUCCCACGGGCCCCAGUAUAAAGGCGAUUGGAGCUUGUUCUUUCUUCCAGCCAAUAAAAGCCUAUAUCUUGCA
This is a messenger RNA of Hypanus sabinus (Atlantic stingray), 2814 nucleotides long. Its product is annotated as sialic acid-binding Ig-like lectin 10. The transcript is spliced from 11 exons. Lineage: Eukaryota; Metazoa; Chordata; Chondrichthyes; Myliobatiformes; Dasyatidae. The coding region runs from base 671 to 2248 and encodes 525 amino acids. The record is from RefSeq and is a predicted model, not a curated record.